Molecule: messenger RNA, 2493 nt
Organism: Arvicola amphibius (Eurasian water vole)
Lineage: Eukaryota; Metazoa; Chordata; Mammalia; Rodentia; Cricetidae
Gene: Adam32
Product: ADAM metallopeptidase domain 32
Exons: 22
Coding region: 1-2493 (830 amino acids)
Biological process (GO): cell adhesion; binding of sperm to zona pellucida; proteolysis
Cellular component (GO): plasma membrane
Molecular function (GO): metalloendopeptidase activity
Source: RefSeq, a predicted model, not a curated record
AUGCUGGGCGCCACGCUGUGCCCACUGCUGCUUCUGUUGGCCAUGCUCAGGAGCGUGCUGGCAUCAGGACCCGAUUCUCAAAGUUCAUUUCUACAAAUCAUAUUUCCAGAGAAAAUUGAAGAUAGUACAAGCUCAGAAGAAACGAUAUCCUACGUUAUUCCAAUAAACGAGAAGCCGUACACUGUGCACCUCCAGAAAAGUUAUUUUUUAGCAGAUCGUUUUAUGGUUUAUUCAUAUAAUAAAGGAUCUGUGAGUUCGCGCUUUACAGACAUCCCGAUGCAAUGCUACUAUCAAGGCUACGUCAAAGGCUACCCGAACUCUGUUGUCACACUCAGCACGUGCUCUGGACUGAGAGGAAUCCUGCAGUUUGAAAACGUGUCUUACGGAAUCGAGCCCCUGGAAUCUACAGUUACAUUACAGCACAUUAUUUAUAAAUUAGGCAAUGAGGAAAAUAAGUUAACAAUUUUUAACAAAAAUAGCAGAAACAUAGAGAUGCCAACGAACUACGGCAUUUUUAUCAACGAAAAAAAGGUGAAGACACCUGUAAAACAGUCAUCUCCUCUCUAUCUCGAGAUGAAUAUCGUGGUGGACAAAGCGUUGUAUGAUUAUCUGGGCUCUGACAGCAUGACUGUAACAAACAAAAUUAUUGAAGUUAUCAGUCUUAUAAAUUCAGUGUUUUCCCAACUUCAGGUUACUAUUGUGCUGUCCUCACUGGAGUUAUGGUCAGAUAAAAAUAGGAUUCCUACCGUUGGUGAAGCAGAUGAAUUGUUGCGUCAAUUUUUAGAAUGGAAGCAGUCCUAUCUUACCCUAAGACCUCACGAUGUUGCAUAUUUAUUCAUCUACAACGAGCACCCAAAUUACGUGGGAGCGACAUAUCCUGGAAAGAUGUGUGUGACCCGCUACUCUGCAGGAAUUACAAUGUACCCCAAGAACAUGACUUUGGAGGCAUUUUCCAUCGUCGUCUCCCAGAUGCUGGGUCUCAGUCUGGGAAUAUCAUACGAUGAUCCAGCGAAAUGCCCCUGCUCAGAAGCCGUCUGCAUCAUGAACCCAAGAGCUAUGCAAUCUGCAGGUGUGAAGGUGUUUAGCAACUGCAGUCUGAGUGACUUUGAGCGCUUUAAGUCUAAUGUGGGUGCUAAAUGUCUUCAGAAUAAGCCGCAAAUGCAAAUUAAUCCGAGAGCAGUCUGUGGAAACGGCAAAGUGGAGGGUAACGAGAUCUGUGACUGUGGCUCCCUGCAACAAUGUGGGCCUGAUAGCUGUUGUGAACCUACAACUUGUGUUCUGAAACAAGGGAAAAAUUGCGACAGCAUGUCUCCCUCACAAACCUGCUGCCAAUCUUGCCAAUUUUUACAACAAAACCAUGUAUGCAGGCCCCCAAAGCAUGCAAAAUGUGAUAUUCCUGAAGUCUGCAAUGGGAGCUCAGGACUUUGUCCACCUGAUGUAACCAUACGCAAUGGGCACACCUGCAGGGAUGGCGGGUCUAUCUGUUACAACGGAGACUGUCCGGACCUGAAUAAACGCUGCGAGGAGAUGUAUGGAAAAGGUUCACGGAACGCUCCAUUUUCCUGCUAUGAAGAGAUCCAGGGUCAAACUGAUAGGUUUGGCAACUGUGGUAAAGACCGGCAAAACAGAUAUAUAUUCUGUGGAUGGAGGAAUCUCAUCUGUGGGAGAUUAAUUUGUACUUACCCCAGCCGCACUCCAUACAUCCCACCUAAUAACAGCACUGCUUCUGUGAUCUAUGCUUUUGUUCGAGACCAAGUAUGUAUCGCUGUGGACUUUGGAUCGAGUGUCCAAGAAGAUCCGCUCAAGGUCCUUAAUGGUACUCUGUGUGAUCAGGAUAGGAUUUGUUUAAAUGGCGAAUGUGUAGAAACAAGAUUCCUUAAGGUCGAGUCACAGAUUUGUGCAAACAAGUGCAAUGGAAAUGGAGUAUGCAAUUCGCUUGGCGAGUGUCAUUGUACUGGUGGCUACACACCUCCAAACUGUGCAACGCGUGGUCGAGCUUCCCUGCAGCUUAACCAGCUUGAUCGGCUCAAGGAAGGACCAUCCAAGAACGCAGAAAAGAAGUGGCUUCUAAGUUUGUACAUUGUUUUAAUUAUUCUCACCUCAACAGCUCUGGUAACCACAGCAUGGAAAGGCAUGAAGCAGUGGCUUUUCAAGGAAGAGGAAUUCCUGAGUAGCGAAACCAAAUCAGAAGGCAACACUCAUACCUACACCAGCAGAACAAAAUCCCAGGCAAGCAGUGUAACACCUGCCAGCAGCACAUGGCUGUGUUGUGUUUUCCAGCCCACAGUUGUGCUCUCAAGCCUGCAGGCAGUAGCUGGGAGCCUGUUUACUGCAAACCCUGUGCAAGAGACUUGGGAACCUGCCAUGCAGCUCAGCUCAUGGUGGUUGGCAGCUGUCUGUGCCAAGAAUAUGCAUGCAUGCACCCUGAAUGGACUCAGCAGGCUGUGUUUACAUACAUACAGUAAUAAAGAGGAGGCCAGGGAUCUGAGAUAG